AUGGCCCCGCUGACCCCCAACAAGCCUAUCGUGGCAGCCUUGGAUUCAUCGCCGAGUUCGACGAUGUCCAGUCCGGCUUUCAUUUAUCCUACCCGGCUCAGCGAUCCUUUCACAGCGCCAGGCGAAGUCAACGCUUCGAUGAAACAUAGCAACAAGCAAGAAUCCAGUGACCAGAGUGACAGUGAUGAGGUGAUUGAGCAGCUCAACCUCUUUGAGUCUCAGUCAGCAAGAGGUGCAUUACCGCAGCAUGGAGAGCCUGGGCCGGUACAGUCUCGCAAGCAUGACAAUAGCGAUGAUCCUUUUGUCCCUCUCACCACUGAAGGGCUAAGCAACCUCUUAGCCGAACAAGACCACAGUCAAGAUUACCGAACUCAUCGAACACAGGCUGGCCGUGCCUCGUCUACACCACCCCGCAGAUAUGUGUCAAGCUCUCCUGGAACUCUCAACCAACAGCCAGACUAUGUUCUCCGGUUUAACCAGAAGCUCUUGCCCGCCCCCGAUCUGCCUAUUUACAUGGAGAUCCUGGCUUACAUUCAACGUUGGGCUUACUGGGCUACCAUGAUUGACAAUCACGAUCGUCGCCUGGAGCUCAUCGACUUUGCGACCACUAAGAUGCAAGUUGUCUGGACUGAGGCUGUCAAAAAGGGUUUGAUCCCACAGAAGGCCCCUGACGGCCAGGAGAAGAUGUCUCCUGCCGAAUUGGAGCAGGCUAUGGAGGAGGAGCGAGGUCGACAACUGGAGCGAAAGAAGCAGAAGCGCCAGCCUAGUCCAUCAAAAGCUAUCGUGGUUCAGGCCAAGCGGAAUAUCCACACAGACCCCCCUUCGCGCAAGACCGACUACUCAAUCACUGCUGGUGAACUCGUGGAGGCCCAGAUACAGUGGAAACGGGUUCAGAAGCGUAUUAAUGCACGUCAUCUUGGGGUUCAGGACCUGAUUGACCGGACUAUCAACAGACUCGGUCGCAACUCUCUUAUCCCGAAUCAAGAUUGGCUCAAGAAGGCUCGAGUAACGAAGAACAACCCAAUGGGCCGUAAUCUAAUGAUGUAUUGCUUGUGGGAGAUAUUCCGGUGCAACGUUCAGUUGACGUAUCUCAAGAGUUUGCUUGACAUGCCUCAGAAUGACGAGCAACGUGCUAUCACCCACAACACUAUUACAGAAGAGCAGAUACUGCGUGACCAGCUUACUGCUAUCGCGAUGGAGCUGGAUCCUGAGAGCGAGGAGUAUAUCUCAAGUGAUGAGGAGGAGGAGGACGAUGAUGAGGAAGUGGAAGACAUCUCACGACCGUUCGAUCACGGGGACCGAACUCCGAUUAACUUGACCAACAGCAACAUGAAUGGGGCUUAUGCUGACACAGAGCCUAUUUCUGUCAAGAAGAAGCUUGACACUCCGUUCCAGACUCCAGCGCGCCCUUCGCUACGAGGGGACAUCUUAACACCUGAAGAUUCAGUCCCUGUCCUUGCUCUUGACACCAAAGAUCUAGAGCUAUGGAAGAAGCAGAGAGCCUUUAUUACAGACAACAUUCGAGUUAAGGCCAAUGCACUUCUCCAAGUUGUUGGUGAUGGUCUGGAUGAAUCGGUCGCAACGUGGAACCCGGUUGCCCAAGCCCUGCAAGAGGCUGGGAUUGAUCAGCAGAACAUCAAUGCUCUGAUCCUUGAGAUGAAUGAGUUUUUAGCCCAGCUACAAGCCGAGGAUAAGGAAAUCAAGGCAAAGAAGGCUGCGGGUAUGAUCGAUGAUAUUGACGGUUUCCCUACCAGAUUCGAGAUUUGGCAGACUGUGCCCCCUGAGGGUUUAACAUCUUCAGAACUUGAUAAUGCUUUCCCUGGUACAAGUCGCGUGGAUGUUACAUGGCAGAAGCUCGUCAUGUCAGUUGCCUCGCACGAUCAGUUGUCAGGCCGAUGGUUCGUCGCGAAAGAGUUUGAUUGCUCUACAAGCCAGCGCGCUCGUCCCCCACCAGGGUUUGGUCCAGCCUUAAAGGUCAAGCUCAGAUUGAAGGAUAAACAAGGCUACGACCCUGAGGACUACUGCACCACGAAUGUAUUCAACGCUGACGGCUUCAAAUGGCGGUUCAUGAGCACGUCCACCAUCAAACAGCGUACAUCAAUGGACGAUGUCAUUGAUCGUUACGUUCGUGACCGCAAAGAUGCUGAUCGACCACACCCUAAAUACCACGUUCAAGCAACAAGUCACCGCAAUGGUACAUAUGAAGUCGUCGGUCAUCCUGAUAGCCCCGAAGGCCCAGGCGUGAUCCACGGCAUCUGGGAUAUCCGCAAAGGUCAAGAAGUCGAGGAUCCCAAGAUGAUUUGGUUCUAUGAUGGUGGUGAUCGUGAGAUUGUAGAGAUGGGCUACCCUUCUUACGACCCUGUGCCUCAAGGUACCAUGGAAGAGAUGCUCCAGCUUGUCGCUGACCGCAAACGUGCAGCUCUUGAGCAACAGCUACGCUCUCACAAUAUCGCAGCUGCCACACCACCAAGCAAGCCAAAAAGCGGCAAAAGAGUCAAGGAUGACUCUCGUGCCAAUUCUCUGGGUCGUGUAGCCGGCCGGGCCGAGGACGCUCCGGAUAAGACCCCGGCGACCAAGGCCAGCAGAUCUGGCGCUGCCCGCGGACGUGGCGAUACUCAGCGGCGCGGAGGCAUCGGCGGUACAGCGUCGCGUGCUCCGAACAAGAAGCUCGCGGGCAAGCGGAAGUUGAAGGAAGAGUUGUCGGAUGAGGAGAUUAUACGGCCCAAGCGUAAGACUGCUAGGACCGUGACCUCGUAUGUAGAUCAGUGGGACGAGGAUGGUGAGGAUGAUUGA
This is a messenger RNA of Cyphellophora europaea CBS 101466, 2793 nucleotides long. RefSeq lists its product as uncharacterized. The transcript has a single exon. NCBI's taxonomy places the organism in Eukaryota, Fungi, Ascomycota, Eurotiomycetes, Chaetothyriales, Cyphellophoraceae. Bases 1 to 2793 code for a protein of 930 amino acids. The record is from RefSeq and is a predicted model, not a curated record.